AUGGCAGUAUCGCAAAUUUCAGAAAAUAUGCUCAUGUUACAACCAGAAUCUGUAUCUUUACAGACAGAAUUAGACAAAAAUAAUGAAAAACAUUCAUCAAGUACUGAACUUGUGCUCAUUCGAAAAAGAUACACUAUGUGGAUUCUCUCUCUACUUAUUAGCUCUAUGUUUAAUGCGAUUGUUAUCGGUUAUUUCCUUUCUCGUAAUUACAAUUCGAUGUAUGUAUCGGAUAAUUUCUUAUGGACCUUUCGUGUUACCAUGUAUAUCACACGAAUCACCAUUUCAAUCUUAUAUAUGAUCAAUUUGCUUAAUAUUAUCAUCAAACGGAUUCGAUUCAGUAUUUUAAUGUUUCGAUGGCUAAUGGUUGCUGAAAAUAUUACCACUUCGGUUUUUUUUCUGUCCGUGCUGAUUUAUGGACGCUUACAUGAUAUUUCUCCGCAAUGGAUUAUCGUUAUGGUUAUUUUAGCACUAGUGUACUAUAUUAUUUCAGUUUUAAUAAUUCUUAACACGAAGACGGCGUAUCGCACCGUAAAAGCACUUGGGACAUCGAUGCAUAUCAAAAUAGUUUUCAAACGUGAUCCAGCUCCAGAUACUCUUUGA
This is a messenger RNA of Adineta ricciae, 600 nucleotides long. The record is from the annotation of a GenBank genome assembly. Lineage: Eukaryota; Metazoa; Rotifera; Eurotatoria; Adinetida; Adinetidae.